Molecule: messenger RNA, 666 nt
Organism: Striga asiatica
Lineage: Eukaryota; Viridiplantae; Streptophyta; Magnoliopsida; Lamiales; Orobanchaceae
Source: the annotation of a GenBank genome assembly
AUGGCCAAGUUUGUUGCCUGCCUAAUUAUUGCCAUUUGUACGCUGCAGAUAUCCAAGAGUUAUCAAUGUGAUGAUUCUCCUGCUCCUGCUCCUGCUCCUGAUACUGAUUGCAGUAGCAUGUUAAAAUCGUGGGAAACGGAGACUAAUGAAUCUUGGCUGAGGGGUGAGAUAACUUUGAUCUGCACAAAGAAGAGUGACUAUGGAGAUGGUAGAAAUCGGUCGGGGGCGAAGAUUUCGGAAGAGGAAGCAGCGCAGAAGAGGCAAUCAACGAGAGACGGAGAUCCCCGAGUCAGCCCUCUUACACCUCCCUGGCGGACUUUUCAGGAUCCGCCUUCGCCGUCUAUCAACGACCUUGUUUUUCCGGCGAGUUCCGCAAAUCGAUUAGUUGAUCAGGUGUUUAGGUCCUUUCAAUUCUACCAUGCUCCCGUUGUUUGUCUAUGGAGUUGCUUCGGCUAUGAAAACGAGCAUCGUUCUCAGCACAUUCAAGCACUUGAAGUGCCUUCCGAGAAUAUUGUUCGAGGAAAAGGUUCAAUAAAGGACCCUGACAAAGAAGAGAAGUUACGUGGACGUCCAGACUAUGAAACGUUUGUUCAGUCAUCAACUGAGUCAUACUUGUCACAUGUCAUAUGGCAUUUAGGCGAACAGGAUAUCGUGGUUGAUACGUGA